GCAUGGCCUGCAGUUCACCUACCUGAAUUUGAAGCAACAACCAAUUAUAUAAGCAGAAACAAUUGUAGAACAAAAAAGUACUACUUUCUACUUUUCUCUCUGUUUCUAAGUAAAUGGCAAAAGGAGGUGGAGAUUUGGUAGGCCCUUAGUCUGAGCAUUGCUAAGGUUUUCAGAGCACUUCAGAGGGGAUCCUUCCUGUCGUCUUCUAGGUCCUUGGGGGGAACUGUUUCAUUCAAACCUGUACUGUGUAUAAGAUUUUGAGAGAUUCUAAUCAUAGUAUUGGCAUCAUGCAAAGCCUGAUGGAGAGACUAAGACCCCUUGUGGGUAGUAAAAGCUGGGACUAUUGUGUUCUAUGGAAAUUGAGCCAAGAUCAGAGAUGUGUUGAAUGGAUGGACUGCUGUUGUGCUGGGACUGAGAAUGGGCAAAAUGGUGGAGAAGAACUUGGGUUUCCUGUUUCUCAAGUCAUUCCAUGUAGGGACACUGCAUAUCCACACCCAAGAGCCAGUUCUUGUGAUCUUCUUGCUCAGCUGCCAUGUUCUGUGCCUCUAAAUUCUGGGGUUUAUAUACAGACACUGCUAUCAAAUGAACCUAAAUGGCUACUCUUCUCCAAUGCCAUGGAUUCAACCGCACUGGAUGAAACAGCGGGAACCAGGGUGUUAAUUCCAUUUCCAUUUGGACUAGUGGAGCUGUUCGUCGCUAAACAUGCAUCUGAAGAUCAGCAUGUCAUAGAUUUUGUAACAAUUCAAUGCAGCAUUUCUGUUGAGCAAGAAGCCAUUAUUAAUUCAAGCAACAUGGAUACAAGUUUCUCUGUUGAUGUAAAUGCAACAAACGAAAUCCAAUCAAAGCCGUUUGUAGCAGAUCGGAAUGCUGUUCUAAAAGAUCCUGAAAUUCAAUUUGAGGCACCAGAUUCCGCCGCACCAACAUUAGAAAACGCCAAUGUGGGUUAUGAUAUCUCAUUAGACAGAAUCCGCCUCUGCAGUUCUCCUAUGAAUUUCUUGCAACAGUUCAAUUAUAGCUCAGAAAACAGAAAUAAGAACGAAAUUUUCAAUGAAUGCUCACAGGAUUCAUUCCUUACGGCUAAGCAGGGAAACCCUUACAAGUUUUCAGCUGAAAAUGAGUUCCAAGAGGUGGAUACGAUGCAGGGGUCCUUAAUGAACACAUCAAACAUUCAUGUGCAGUUAAAGGAGAACAGUGAAUGCAAAGAGCAGCAAGGGGAAGAAAAGGACUUGGUCAAACAUGAAAAUGGAAGGUCUGAUUCAAUCUCCGAUUGCAGUGAUCAGAUCGAUGACGAAGAUGAUGCAAUCGCAAAGUACCGCCGGAGGACUGGGCAGGGUCCUCAAUCAAAGAACCUUGUUGCUGAGAGGAAGAGAAGAAAGAAACUCAAUGAGCGGCUGUAUAAUCUCCGAGCAUUGGUUCCCAAAAUUUCUAAGAUGGACAAAGCCUCAAUACUUGGUGACGCAAUUGAUUUUGUGAAGGAGUUGCAAAAGCAAGUCAAGGAACUCCAAGAUGAACUGGAAGAACAUACAGAUGAUGAAAACGGUAAAACUGUAGUUUCAGGAAACAAUGGAAACCAAAAUAGUGUCGUCCAACUACCCGAGUUUCUGAGCCAAAAUGAUAAAGCUCAAAACAGUUACCAUAUGGGAGUACUGGGAAGUGGAAGUAUUUUGAAGCAAAAUCAUCAGGACACUGAAGGUACUAACAAUGACAAGACACAACAGAUGGAGCCGCAAGUGGAAGUGGCUCAGAUUGAUGGGAACGAGUUCUUUGUUAAGGUUUUCUGCGAGAACAAGCGAGGCGGGUUUAUGAGGUUAAUGGAGGCCUUAAAUGCUCUUGGCUUGGAAGUAACAAAUGCAAAUGUGACCAGCUAUAGAGGCCUCGUAUCUAAUGUUUUCAAAGUUGGGAAGAAGGACAGUGAAAUGGUUCAAGCGGAUGAUGUAAGAGACUCCUUGCUGGAGAUAACAAAGUACCCAUGCAGAGGGUGGGCAGAAAUAGUCAAGGCACCAGAGUGCAUUGGAAGCCGCAUGGAGCCCAACCCCCACCCCCACCCCCACCAGCACCAGACCCAGAAUCCAUUUCAAGACAAAGCUAUCAUCAAUUCACGCCUCCAUCUCCUUAAUGAUUAACUCCUAGUUCUUCUUCCCUCCUUAUACUCAAGCAAAAGCACCGAAUACAGACUAUAGUUAUUUGUUCUCUCUAAUACUUUGUAGUACAUCCACCCUAAUAAACAAUGAUGAACACGCAAA
Molecule: messenger RNA, 2243 nt
Organism: Cucurbita pepo subsp. pepo (vegetable marrow)
Lineage: Eukaryota; Viridiplantae; Streptophyta; Magnoliopsida; Cucurbitales; Cucurbitaceae
Product: transcription factor ABORTED MICROSPORES
Biological process (GO): regulation of DNA-templated transcription
Cellular component (GO): nucleus
Molecular function (GO): DNA-binding transcription factor activity; sequence-specific DNA binding; protein dimerization activity
Source: RefSeq, a predicted model, not a curated record